Messenger RNA from Scaptodrosophila lebanonensis, 3450 nucleotides. It is a transcript of the gene gfzf, whose product is annotated as glutathione S-transferase 1-1. Bases 166 to 3342 code for a protein of 1058 amino acids. The transcript is spliced from 4 exons. The record is from RefSeq and is a predicted model, not a curated record. Gene Ontology annotation, molecular function: glutathione transferase activity. Gene Ontology annotation, biological process: glutathione metabolic process. NCBI's taxonomy places the organism in Eukaryota, Metazoa, Arthropoda, Insecta, Diptera, Drosophilidae.
CUGCAAUGAAUAUAAAUACUGCAAGUGGCCGCAUGUGAAAACAAUAAAUCGCCUAAUUUUCGUGCCCGAAAAUUUGGCCAAAAAAUUGCAAACACACAGAAAGAAGAAACUAAAAAACGCUGAAUUUCUAGAAUCACCAAAAAAAUAACGCCAUCCAAUUCGAAAAUGGAAUUUCAGGAGCACGACAUGGACUUAACCAGAGUCUAUGUGGUGCGCUCAGCUAAAGGGGUCGAUAUGCUAUGUGUGGACGACUAUCUGUAUCAUUUCGAUAGGAUUGGCAAGAACAACACAUACCGUUGGCUCUGCAAUCGUCGCAAGGAUAAAGCAGCGCCUUGCAAGUCCAGAAUUUCAUCCAUAUUGACCAAUCCGUUGGACAAGGCGACCCACAUGGUGGUCGAUGUUGCGAUGGCACACACACAUCCACGUUGCAGCGAUCAUGAGAUUACAAAAGUCUCCCAACGCAAACUGUUGGCCAAUACGGUGGAGAAGUUCUCAGUGCUGCAGCCGAAGCGAGCACGAAUCUAUGAACGUGCCACAGCUUCAAUGUUGCCACCAGAGUGGAUAACAACAAAGGCCGAAGAAGGAAAUGCAAAAAAUGCCGAAUUUUCCAUACAUUUGGACUUUGAGGACAAGGAUCGUGUGUACAUGCUGCACCGCCGGGAUGGUCGUGUGAUGGUCUGCAUAAAUGGUCAACUGUACUAUCUGGCUGGGAAAUCCAGCAAAACCGAUUCGUAUUUUUGGACAUGUGUGCGUCAAAAGGACAUAGACUGCACGGCCAAGAUAUGCACGGAGCCAACAGUCUUGGGUGCACAUCGUUUGCAUGACAUGGAAACAGAUGCGCAUAUACACCCGAAUUAUUCGGCCGCCAAGCUAAUGCACAUGUUUUCCAAGCAUCAAAUCGAAAUGGUCGACGAUGAGAGAAUUGUUGAGGUUCUUGAGGAGUGCCCCUACUUGGAGUACAUCGAGGAAAACGAGCACACAACAGCGGAUGAAACGAAAAAUGAGGAUGCCGAGUCGUUUAUUAUCGAAGACUGUGAGGAGAAUUUUGAAGAGUUUAUGGAUUUGGAUCCUGUCGUGAGCGAAUUUCAAUCAGUUAUAGCCACACAGGAGGACGAAACACCGACUUGGCCAAGUGCUACGGAUGUAAUUAAUAGUUAUGUCACCCCUGCGGAUUAUAAUCCAAUAAUCGAACGCGAUGUAACCAAAUUCACAUUUCUACCUUCGGCUAAAGGAAAAAAAGUUCUUUGUCUGAAUCGUCAUCUCUACCACUUUGAUUCGCAGAGUCGUGCCAACGGGCAUAUGUUCUUUACCUGCAUAAUGCGACGGGAUAAGCAUCAUUUCUGCCAUGUGCGCGUCACCAUAGAUCCCCGGGAAGACGGACCCGUCGUUACACGCAUCAAUGGAAAGCACACGCAUGCCCCCGACAUGCAGGAGAUCCUCAAACGCAUUAACCAUCAGAAGAAAUUGGACAAAAUGCAGGCAACUGGUGCUAGGCGUAAAAACAUGGAACAACGUGCUAUUAGGGAUGAACCAGAAUUUUAUGAAUUUUCUGAUGAAAAACGCAUGGAUAAUCAUAGUAGCGAUAGCAAUUGUGAUCAAUUAGACGACGAUAGUCAGCACACAAAAGCCAAAGCCAAUAUAGCGAUGAAAAAGGUUAUUGGCAUUGACGGCAUUAAAAUGGAGCCGCAGGCACACAACAAGGCGGCUCCCAUGAUUGUCGAAUAUAUGAAGGACAGUUCUGAUAAUAUAAGUGCUAAAAUAAAAAUUUUGCCCAAUGCCUUGGAAGGCAUGGACGCGGAAAUGGAAGCAGAGGUCGACGCAGAAUCAGACAAUGUAAGGCGACCGCCACAGCCACAAAUUACGAAUGAGAGGCGCCGCAAGGCACAGACCAUAUCACCACAAAUGCCUCAAUCAUCUGACAUGGAUUUAACCAAAAUUUGUAAGCUACGUUCGGCCAAAGGCAGGGAGUUGCUUUGCGUCGAUGGUUACAUCUAUCAUGCUAAAAAUCGUGGUCUCAUUUCCCGGAAUUACUGGGUUUGCAUCAAGAGUCGCGAUCCGGAAAUCAACUGCAAAAGUCGCAUCUCGACGGCCACACAAAAAAAUGGCACCAUACGAGUAUUACGCGUUUAUAAUUAUCAUAGCCAUCCAUACAGCGAAGAUGAUAUUAAGCGGCGCCUAUUUAAUGAGGUCAACAAGAAGAGCAAUAAGAAAUUAAAAUUUCGACCGCUGCAUUUCAUUGAGAAAUCUCUGGAACAAAUUAAACAAGAGUAUGGAGACUUGGCCAUUGAGCGGCUAAGCGUAUCUAAUCUAUCCGAUGAUAUUGUGGUGCACAAAAAACCGCGCACAAGUGGUGGAACCAAUUCGAGUGCUAAUAAUACCGGCAGUGCGGGUCCAGGCAGCGUGCUGUUCAGUCUAGAGGAACAGCAACAAUUGGAGGCAAACGAGGAACCUUUGGAUGAGCUUGCAGGGCAGGAUAUAGAAGAGGACUUCGUUGUCGAGGAGGAGGAGGAGGAAGCUGAAGAGCAAUAUAUAACCAUGGAGGAGUCAGAAAUGUCUGUCAUUAUGGACCAUACGGACAACAUUAUCGAGGUGGUCGAAGAAGUGGCCGACUUCGAAAGCUAUGCUGACCUUGAACCCAUUUAUACCAUGAAGCUCUAUGCUGUCUCCGAUGGACCGCCUUCGCUGGCCGUGCGCAUGACCCUGAAGGCGUUGGACAUACAAUAUCAACUCAUUAAUGUGGACUAUUGUGCAAUGGAACAUCGCAGCGAGGAAUAUGCCAAGAUGAACCCGCAAAAGGAAAUUCCUGUGCUGGAUGAUGAUGGCUUCUAUCUGUCGGAGAGCAUUGCCAUUAUGCAAUAUCUGUGCGAUAAAUAUGCUCCCAAUUCAGAGCUGUAUCCACAAGAGGUCAAUCAGCGUGCGCUGGUCAAUCAGCGUUUGUGUUUUAAUAUGGGCUUCUUCUACGCUCCCAUUUCAAUGCAUGCCAUGGCGCCCAUAUUUUAUGAUUACCAGCGCACCCCCAUGUCCCAGAAACGGGUGGAGAACGCCCUAGAAGUCUUGGAGACAUAUUUGCAACGCACGGGCACCAAAUAUGUAGCUGGCGAACAUGUUACUAUUGCAGAUUUUGCGCUUAUCUCGGCCACACUGUGCCUAGAGGCCAUAUCCUUUGAUUUAUCACCCUAUUCGCUGGUUCAGAAAUGGUACGCCACCUUCAAGGCUGAAUAUCCCGAGCUGUGGGAAAUCGCCAAUAGCGGCAUGCAAGAGAUACACGAAUUUGAACAAAAUCCCCCCGAUUUGUCGCAUGUCCACCACCCGUUUCAUCCAACACGAAAGCCCAAGGCUUAAGUUUUGACUAAAAAACACCCCGCUAGUUUUAAUUUAUAUUGUAUGCCUAGAAAAUAUGUAUAUAUAGAAUAUGCAAGCAAAUAAAUUACUUAUUACUCUUUAACCACA